Camelina sativa (false flax) is the source of this 3226-nucleotide messenger RNA. The record is from RefSeq and is a predicted model, not a curated record. NCBI's taxonomy places the organism in Eukaryota, Viridiplantae, Streptophyta, Magnoliopsida, Brassicales, Brassicaceae.
UUUUUUACUCAUUUUCUUUUCUUUUCUUCCCCAAAGUCUCUCUCUCUUCUCUCUCGAGAACUCCGGCGAAAGAAAUGGCGAUUCAUAUGUAAUCGGGAAAAGAAGAAAGAGAGAAGAAUCGAGUUAUCAAUUGGAUUAAGCAGUCUGCCCAAGUGAUCUUCUUCAUUCUUAAGGGUUUCGUUCCUAUCCUUCUAGGGUUUGUUCUCUCUCUCUCUCAAUCCAAUUGCAUCGCUCUGUUAUUCUUUUUCUUAACGCGUCGCGUCUCUGAUUUUUUUGUUUUGUUUCUUCGUCGUCUCUUGUUGCAGGUUUUUUAAAGCAAGUUUAAUCUGAUUGUCGCUCACACGGCCUCUAGGUGCUUUUUGGAAGCAUGGCUUUCGUCUCUGAAAUCUCAACUUCUUCUAGGAUUGAUUGAUUGCGGAGGAUAACUGUAGUAUUGAUCGAUCGGCGAUUGAGGAGGAUACUAAGAUCUCUCCCUGAUGGUUUGAUUGAGGAGGAGGGCACUAAGAUCUUCUUGGGUUUUUAUUCAUUCUUGUCACUCUCUGUUUGAUUUUAACGACUUCUUUUCUUUUUUGGGGGGGUCUCACUCUCUCUCUCUUUGUUGCAGGUCUUCUUUUGGAAUUACUCCCGAACAGCAAGCUUUGUCAAAGGAUGGAUCACAACUAGCAGCAAUAUGAAGGGACAAGUAAGUUUGCAGCCAUGAGCUUAGACUUGCUUAUUAUAUAUAUGUCUUGUUAUUUUGUUUCUUAUCUCUUGUCUCUAGCUAACUUUUGGUAUGCAUGUUUUCUUUUCUUUUUUGUUGCAUCAGCCUCAAGGAUUUGUCUCUUGACUAGCAGAUAAAGGCAUCAAUGGAGAUGAUGACUUGCCAAAGCGCAAGACCUUUUGUGGUUUCUGGGACUAAGAUCUCUCGGUGAUGGUUGAGAAAGAGUGGAGUCUUCUCUUUGUUUGUUUUCCUAAUCUCUCCCAUAUUUACUCUCUUUUUUGAUAUAGUGAAAUAACUGUUGAUAUGGCUUUUUUAUUUUCCUCUUAGGAGUUGAAAAACCGACGACCAUCAUUGUGGCUUAUGUAAGUUAACUGAUUAACUAUGUUCAUCUCUCUUUCUUCUUUUACAUGAAUUUUGAGAUUUACCAAGUUAUACUACUAACCCUGCUUCUGAUGAUGUUUUCUCUUUCUAGUUUCAGCUGAUUUGUGCACAGGCUCUUGGAUUGCCAUUAGAGCAGCCAAAGAGUGUAAACAUGGAGAGGUUGCAAAAGGUGAAACUUCGUGGGGCUCUUUAAGCUCCUCUCGAAACCACCAGAGGUUUGCUUUUUAUUAUGAGAUUAUUCUGUUGUUCUUGUUAAGAGUACAAUGUUUUUGUUUCUGUUUAUGUGAUUUAUAUUGACUAUUUUUACAUGUUUGUGCGAGGUCAAAUGGAGAUCAUUUGGAAUGAUUAUUCAUGAAGCGGACUGCAGCGUUUUGGAUUCUCUUAUUUGAAAAGGUAUGGUACGACAGCUUUCAUAUGUUGUUGAUAGUUAUUGUUUGCGAUUGUGUGUUGGGAUGAAUUAGUGUUAGAUUAGGUAAUAGUCAAGUCAGGACAUUGAUGAUUGCUUUUUUGUUUGUUGGAGUUCUUAAAUACGAAUAGUACUUGAUUAGAGAGAUACUUGUCGAGUAGGUUGUUUUAAUGUAAUAAAUUUGUGGUUGUUGUAGUUAAUUUACAACCAUAAAUUUGAAAACCCAAAACCACUUGAGCUCAAUAUAAACCCUCCAUGUUAGCACUAACAUAAACCAUUAACUUUUUCUAUACAAACCCUUUUCUUUUAACAUCAGCUUUCACUAAAACAACCAAUGGAUCCUAGAAGCCUUAUUCGUAAUCCACAUACAUAUUUUGUUGAUCUUAUGAAUUCUCAAAAAGACUCUAACUCCCAAGAUAAUCCAAUUCUUCCAAAUACAUUCUCUUCUCAGCCUGUCCACUUUACCCAAACCCUCUCUUCUCAGCCUGUCAACUUUACCCAAACCCUCUCUUCUCAGCCUGUCAACUGUGGGCCUAGAUUCUCUUCUCAGCCGUUUCAGUUUAGGCCGGCAUCUGAAGAUGAUGAUUGUAUCGAGGUUGAGGUUGAUGAGGAUGAAGAAGACGAAGGAAGGGGAAUAAGAAAGCGGUGGACUGCAGAGGAGGAUGUUAACCUCAUAAGCGCUUGGUUAAACACAAGCAAGGAUCCAGUUGUAAGUAAUGAGCAGCGGCUACAAAGUUUCUGGAAGAGGGUUGCUGCCUACUACAAAGCUAACUAUGGGUCAUCUGUUUCAAAUGCAAGAGGGCCUACACAAUGUAAGGCUAGGUGGAGCAAGAUAAACCAUGGAGUCAAUAAGUUUGUGGGCUGUUACGCACAAGCGAGUUCAAGAAGAAAGAGUGGAGAAUCAGAAGAUGAUGUAUUGAGCAUGGCGUAUGAGCUUUACAAGAACGACAAGGGCAAGCCAUUUCUGCUAGGACAUUGCUGGAGGGAACUGAAGCAUGAUCAGAAAUGGAUCACGGAGGAGUGUAGCCAUAAGCGGACUAAACUCGCUUCAGAUGGAGCAGGAGCAUCCUCACCCGGAGAGUGCAAUGAUGGAGCUGAGAUGAGGCCUCCGGGGGUUAAAGCUUCUAAGAAAAAAGGGAAGAAACCGGCUGUGACUAUUGAUGUAGAGGAUGGUUCUGUUGGUAAGCUAGACAAGAUCAUUGCAAUGAAAGAACAAGAACAAGCGGCUAAAGAGAGACACGGCAAAAUGAGACUGCUAGACAGCCUCCUUAACAAGACUGAACUAACAAGUGCCGAACAACUUCUUAGGGACAAACUCGUUGACCAAAUGUUGACAAACACUUAGGUUUUGCGACAACAAAUUAAGGUGAUACGAGAAGGGAAACAUGUGUUGUCAAAGACAUAGAUGUGUUGUGUUUACACCCGUGGAGGGGUGUUGUUUUUAGUUGUUGUCUUGUUGUCUUGUUGUCACGGGUCUGUGAGUUGUUGUCUUGUUGUCUUGUUGUCACGGGUCUGUGAGUUGUUAACUCUUUUGUAACCCGUGGAGGGGUGUUUUGUAACACGGGUUGUGAGUUGUUGUCUUCUGUUUUGUUUUGGUUGUCUUGUGUCUUGCAAGGACAGUCACAGAUUUGUUUGUGUUGUUUUGUCUUUUGUAAGGGUUGUAUUGCCCACUUGGUACUUUGUGUUUGCUGUUAAGACUAUAUAUUCACUUCUCCUACUCUUUCAUCGUUUUACAUCAA